This is a messenger RNA of Mesorhabditis spiculigera, 1452 nucleotides long. Lineage: Eukaryota; Metazoa; Nematoda; Chromadorea; Rhabditida; Rhabditidae. The record is from the annotation of a GenBank genome assembly.
AUGGCAGAUGAAGAAUCACUGCCCGUAGAGGUUCUUAGAAGCGACGAUUAUCUGGCAGGCGGCAUAUUAUUCAUUAUAGCCUUCCUGAACGUGUUCAUCAACUUUCGAAAUUUGGUCUUUUAUCGCUCCAGUGCAUUAACAAUUUCCUAUUUUAUCAGAGCUCGUGCUAUCUGCAAUUUUUCGGUAGCUAUUGUUUAUAUCGUUUACGUCAUCCCGGUUAUAUUGAGAGGUUCCGCUAACGAAUAUGGCCGUGUGGUGGACAUUGUCGCAGCGUACUCGGGUAGCCUCGCGUACACCUAUAUCCUGGUGCUCGAGCCGAGCGUCGCAGCAAAUCGUCUUGUCGCCAUUUCACCGCUGGCUCGUCGUUGCUUUAAUUGGAGCGACAUUGACGCUAUCCCCAGAUGCCACUCGCCCAUCAUGCCUCUACCAUCGACCAUCCAAUUCGUCGUCUUCUUCAUCGAUGCCGUUGUCAAUACCUCGCUAGAAGUGCCAGAGAGCCGAAUGUUAAAUUUUCUAUACUACAGUGUCGAUUGGUUGACGCUGCAUACUAUUGACGGCUUGAUCAUCUGGGCUUUCCGAAUCGACGCUCCAAAAACCACGCGUCAAAUCUUUGUCCAUAUCGGCCUUCUAAACAUCGCGAUCAACUUGCGAUGCCUGUUCUUUUAUCGCACAUGUGCCCUGACGAUUGCUAUUUUUAUCGUGGCUCGCGCCAUUUGCAACCUGCUUGUAGCCUUGGUAUAUUUGGCAUAUGUCGUUCCGGUAAUUCUCAUCGGUUCCAUCGACAAAUUUGGUGUGGUUUUCGAUGUAUUGGCCGCGUAUCUGGGUAGUCUCGCGUACACUUUUAUCCUUGUACUCGAACCCAUCGUCGCCACCAAUCGCUUUGUCGCCAUUGCUCGUCCAACGCUCUACCGGCGAAUAUUUGGUAUCAAAAGCGCAAAGCGCUGGCUUUUCCUGGUUCUGCUUGGCGCUAUUCUAACACUUUCUCCGGAUAUUUUCCGUCCAGCCUGCCCCUAUUAUUAUGAUUACGAAUGGCUAGCCUGGGGGUAUCCGAUCGAUGAAUGUGGCGAAACGUCCUCAUUCUACUCCUUUUUACUGCCCGCUUAUAUCUGCAGUGCCGUCACUUUUCUGCUCAACCUGGCUACGUGUUUCCAGAUCGGAUGGUAUCGAUAUGUUUCGAAAAACGAAUCCGCCUUCAAGAAGAGCCGGGUGCACCUGCGGUUUUUUGUUCAGUCAUCUAUCCAAUUUGUUGUCUUCUUCGUCGAUGCCGUUGUCAAUACCUCAUUAGACGUACCCGAAAGCCGAAUGAUUAAUUUUUUAUACUACAGUGUCGAUUGGCUAACAUUACAUACUAUUGAUGGGUUCAUCAUCUGGGCCUUCCGAGUUCAGACCCCAAAACCGAGUCCCCAAGCUUUCGUUCACGUCAGCCAAAGCAUCAGCAUUUCGUUGAGACGA